AUUUUGACACCAUUUUUUUUUGUUAUUUCAAUAUCUAUUUCUCCCUCCUCCCUUCAUUAUAUAUAUACACCAAAACUAUAUUAUAUACAUCUCAUACUAUCAAUAUUAUUAUUAUUAUUAUUAUUAUUAUUAUUUUUUUUCUCUCUAGCUUUUGGACUUCCCUUGGCCCCUUUUGUUCUUAUGCUUCUUUAUUCAUUCACUUGUUAUUAAUAUAAGAUUAAAAGGUGAUUAGUGAGUGAUUAAAAUGGGUUUAAGAGACAUUGGAGCAACACUUCCUCCUGGGUUUAGAUUUUACCCAAGUGAUGAAGAAUUAGUUUGUCAUUAUCUUUAUAAAAAGAUUGCUAAUGAAGAAGCUCUUAAAGGAAGUUUGGUUGAAAUUGAUUUGCAUACUUGUGAGCCAUGGCAACUUCCUGAGGUGGCAAAACUUAACACGACAGAAUGGUAUUUCUUUAGCUUUCGUGAUCGAAAGUAUGCUACUGGAUUUCGGACCAAUAGAGCCACGAAAUCGGGCUAUUGGAAAGCUACUGGUAAAGAUCGGGUUAUACUUGACCCGAGGACUCGAGAGAUUGUUGGAAUGAGAAAGACUUUGGUGUUCUACAAAAACCGGGCUCCAAAUGGGAUUAAAACGGGUUGGAUCAUGCACGAGUUUCGCUUGGAAAGUCCUCAUAUGCCUCCUAAGGAAGAUUGGGUGUUAUGUAGAGUUUUCCACAAGAACAAAAGUGAAGAGAAUAGCAAUAACAUUUGCCAACAUAUGCAUGAUCAUACAACAGCUAGCACCUCUUCACCACCUACUUGUUUUACAUGUCAACAACCCAACUCAUUCUCUUCAAAUAAUCUCACUAAUAUUCAUCAACAAGAAUUACCAAUAAUUAGCCAUAAUAAUACUAAUAAUCCAAACAUUAAUAGUUCAUUAAACCCUAAUCCCAAUAAUAAUCUCAUGCAUCUCCUUAAAGAGGGAAGUUCCACCUACUCAUUAUGGAGUGAUCAUGAUCUAGUCAAUUCAAACUUGAAAAACAAUGAUGAUGAUUAUGGGUUCUUGUGGGACAUGGAUUUGGGAGAUCAAAAUAGCAACAAGUUGGGUGAGGGAGCUUUGCAUGUUCCUCAUAAUCCUAAUUGUCCUCCUCAACUUGAGUUUGGUGAUGUGAGAUUUGAAGAUGAUAAUGGCACUAUUUUCUUUUGAUUUAUUUUUAUUAUUUGGAAACUAACAACAUAAAUUAAGACAAUAAUCAAAAGAGACAAAACUCCCAAAAAACAAAAAGGAAGAAGAUUUAGAAGACAAGAAGUGCACCACCAUUUUGUUGAUGUUUGUGUGAAGUUUGGUGUGCUAAUUAUGGAUAACAAUUGAUUUUGCAUAGAUAUUAAUAAAAGUAUAUGACAUAUAGUUUGUUAUACCAUAAUAUGGUAUAGGGUUUAGGUUGUGGUGUAAUAUCAUUCAAGUAUAUAAAUAUAUAGUGACCAUUGUAUAAACACAUGUAUGUACUUU
Messenger RNA from Amaranthus tricolor (Joseph's coat), 1483 nucleotides. Its product is annotated as NAC domain-containing protein 21/22-like. Gene Ontology annotation, biological process: regulation of DNA-templated transcription. The transcript has 3 exons. NCBI's taxonomy places the organism in Eukaryota, Viridiplantae, Streptophyta, Magnoliopsida, Caryophyllales, Amaranthaceae. The coding region runs from base 245 to 1180 and encodes 311 amino acids. The record is from RefSeq and is a predicted model, not a curated record. Gene Ontology annotation, molecular function: DNA binding.